Molecule: messenger RNA, 1194 nt
Organism: Elgaria multicarinata webbii
Lineage: Eukaryota; Metazoa; Chordata; Lepidosauria; Squamata; Anguidae
Gene: GATA5
Product: GATA binding protein 5
Exons: 7
Coding region: 1-1194 (397 amino acids)
Biological process (GO): negative regulation of transcription by RNA polymerase II; positive regulation of transcription by RNA polymerase II; cell fate commitment
Cellular component (GO): nucleus
Molecular function (GO): DNA-binding transcription factor activity, RNA polymerase II-specific; zinc ion binding; RNA polymerase II cis-regulatory region sequence-specific DNA binding
Source: RefSeq, a predicted model, not a curated record
AUGUACCAGAGCUUAGCUCUUGCUCCCAACCCCGGCCAGUCGGCAUACUCUCAUGACUCCAGCAAUUUCCUGCACUCGCCAGCAAGUCCAGCGGUGUACGUGCCCACCAGCCGGGUGCCCUCCAUGCUCCAGAGCCUGCCUUACCUGCAGAGUUGUGAACCUGCCCAUCAGGGCCACCCACUGAGCAGCCAUCCAGGAUGGGCCCAGACUGCUGGUGGUGAAGCAUCGCACUUCAAUGCUAGCAGUCCUCAUCCGACUUCUGGCUUCUCCUACUCCCACAGUCCCCCUGGUGGUGGCGGUGCCGGACGGGAUGGAGGCUACCAGAGCCCACUAUUACUAGGUACCGGGGGCCGAGACCAGUACGGCAACACUCUGGUGCGUUCGGUCAAUGGAUCCUACUCCAGUCCUUAUCCGGGUGCUUAUGUCAGCCCUGCAGAAAUGCCACCAUCUUGGACUGCGGGACACUUUGAGAGCAGCGUCUUGCAUAGCCUCCAGACGCGACAGGGGACCUUUUCUGGCCGGAGACCUACCUUUGUCACGGAGUUCUUGGAGGAAUUCCCUGGAGAUGGCCGAGAAUGCGUUAACUGCGGGGCUAUGUCUACCCCACUCUGGAGGAAAGAUGGAACUGGACAUUAUCUGUGCAACGCCUGUGGGCUCUAUCACAAGAUGAAUGGCAUUAACCGGCCACUAAUCAAGCCGCAGAAAAGACUGUCCUCGUCUAGACGUGCAGGUCUCUGCUGCACUAACUGUCACACAACCAAUACUACACUCUGGAGACGAAACGCUGAAGGGGAGCCGGUCUGCAAUGCAUGUGGAUUAUACAUGAAACUCCAUGGGGUGCCAAGACCUCUGGCAAUGAAAAAAGAAAGCAUCCAGACGAGGAAGAGGAAACCUAAAAAUAUCACCAAAGGCAAAUCCUCAACAGGUUCCACAGCUUCCACCACCAAUUCCCCUUCCUCCAUUACAAACUCCGAAAGCACCGUCACUUUAAAAACGGAACCCGUGGUAACAUCGCAAUAUCCAGGACAAUCUAUAGGUCCAAGCCAGUCUGAAGAUACACUGGCCGACAGCCACCCGCAGUUCAAGUACGAACCAGAGGAUUACGCUUUCAGUUCAGCUGCCAUGGCACCGCAGCAGCCGGGACUCAGCGUCCCCCUUCGCCAAGACUCGUGGUGCGCCCUGGCACUAGCCUAG